AUUUGGUCUUGAAUAGAGAAAAAAAGAUUCAGCUUGCCAAAACCACUAAACAGAACAAAAUGGACCCCAAAUCAUUCCUAAUCUCAUCUCUAAUCUUCUGUCUACUUUCAAAUUCUCCAAUACUGAUGAGUCUUGCUCAAAUCAACACUCCAUGUUCACCAACCAUGCUCUCUAGCGUUACAGGGUGCAUGAGUUUUCUAACGGGAGGUGCUAGCUCUCCGACUUCGGAUUGUUGUGAGGCUCUUAUAUCAUUAACCGGAACCGGCAUGGACUGUUUGUGUCUGAUUGUAACCGCAAACGUGCCACUCGAUCUUCCUGUUAACCGAACUCUAGCCAUCUCUCUUCCUCGAGCAUGUGGGGUCCCCGUUCAAUGCAAAGCUUCCUCAGCACUUCUUUAUGCUCCAGGCCCUGCAUCUCACGGUCCAACCACUUCCCCUCCUACAGAAACCCAAUAUCCUGAAGGCCCUGCUUCUUUCGGUCCGGUCACUUCUCCGACAAGUUCGAUGGAUCCUGAUGGCAUGCCUGAUAACGCGGAUUUUUCCGGACCGCGCAACGGAGGUGACCCGAGGGAGCCACCAAAGACUUCAGCGUCGUCGCCUUCCUCUUCACUCUCUCUCAAGCUUUCGCCUCUUCUAUUUGCUCUGUUUGCCUUUGAGUUUAUCAGUUUCUUCUAAUUCGUAAUAUAUGAUGUUCUUUACUUUCCUCUUUAUUUGAUUCUGGUUUUAGCCAGUCCCUUCUAAAUCUCUAUUUUAAAGUGCUUUCUGUAAUGUUUUUUUUCUAUAUGGGACAACGCGUUAUAUUGUUGGCUAUGAACUUGUAUUUACAUGCAAGAUUGGUUAUUAGUUUAUCUAGAAACCC
This is a messenger RNA of Brassica oleracea var. oleracea, 858 nucleotides long. RefSeq names its product non-specific lipid-transfer protein-like protein At2g13820. The record is from RefSeq and is a predicted model, not a curated record. NCBI's taxonomy places the organism in Eukaryota, Viridiplantae, Streptophyta, Magnoliopsida, Brassicales, Brassicaceae. Bases 60 to 674 code for a protein of 204 amino acids. The transcript is spliced from 5 exons.